UCCCGGGCUCCUUCCAGGCGCUGGGCAGACAGCCGGCUCCCGUGGGCUGGCGGAAAGGGAAAGGGGCGGCAGCGCGGGCAGCGGGGCAGGCAGCGCGGGCAGUGCCGGCGCCCCAGCAGAGGCAGGCGGCAGGGCGGGCAGGACAAGCAGCCCGGGCAGCGCAGGCAGCGCAGGCAGCUCGGGCAAGGCAGGCAGUGCAGGCAGCCCGGGCAGGGAAGGCAGCACAGACAGGGCAGGCAGCGCAGACAGGGCAGGCAGCGCGGGCAGGGCAGGCAGCGCGGGCAGGGAAGGCAGCACAGACAGGGCAGGCAGCGCGGGCAGGGCAGGCAGUGCGGGCAGGGCAGGCAGCACAGACAGGGCAGGCAGCGCAGGCAGCGCAAGGCAGCUCACGCCGCCCGGGGAGGGCUCUGAUUCAUCACCCCUUUCAGAGGAGAGGAUGGGACGCCGCUAAACUCCCCUUUCUCCCUCCUCCCUUCCCCCCUCGCCAAGCAAGCCCCCCCUCUCCUCCCCCCUCCGCUUGCUCUUUCUCUCUCCCCAAGCAGUGAGGCUCGGACAGUGCUCGGCUCCAGCGCUUUAUUUUAAGAUGAUCGGCCAAGGUCUUUGCAGAUAGAUUUUAUCUGAAGUUAAAUAGCAGGCGCUCGCCGCUCCCUCGCCAAUAAGUCAUUUUUAAUAGAGACAAAUCGCCCUGGACGCCCCGGAGCGCCGGUGUCGCCGCUCCUGCCCGCGCCCCCCGCCGAAGGCGAGCGGGCAGCUCGGGCAGCUCCCUCCUCCCGUAAGUGUCCUGCUCGGCGGAGCCGGAGCGCGGCCGUGUGCGGAGAAGGGGAGGCGCGGGGGGGAGAGCCGGCCAGCCGCCCCGCUGCCCUGACAGUGCCUGCGCCGGAUGCACAGCGGCCGCGGGACCCCUCGGUGCGGAGCGCGGCGAGGAGAUGCGCAGGGGCGGCGGGCUGCGCCGCGGCGCUCAGCCCCUCUAGGCUCGCCCAUGGAGCACCCCGCGGAGCCCCGGCCGCCGUCGGACCCCCCACGCCGCUGGUGAGAGCUCUGCUUGUUCUGUAAAGUGGAUGUCAGGUGGAUCUAUGUUCUGGAAGGAACAAAGAGGCAGCGAAGGCAGCGCGGGGGAAGUUUGAGCGGCGAGGAUGCAGGCUGUGUACUGGUACGCGGUCCUUCUGCUGCAGCCCACCCUCUACCUGGUUACCUGUGCAAAUUUAACAAAUGGAGGAAAAACAGAACUUCUAAAAUCAGGAAGCUCCAAAUCCACACUAAAGCACAUAUGGACAGAAAGUAGCAAAGACUUGUCCAUCAGCCGACUGCUGUCACAGACUUUUCGUGGAAAGGAAAAUGAUACAGAUUUGGACCUGCGAUACGAUGCCCCAGAAACUUAUUCUGAGCAAGAUCUCUGGGACUGGCUGAGGAACUCCACAGAUCUGCAAGAGCCUCGGCCCAGAGCAAAGAGACGGCCCAUUGUCAAGACUGGGAAAUUUAAGAAAAUGUUUGGCUGGGGCGAUUUUCAUUCCAACAUCAAGACUGUGAAGCUAAAUCUGUUAAUAACGGGGAAAAUCGUUGACCAUGGCAAUGGGACGUUUAGCGUUUACUUCAGGCAUAACUCCACUGGUCAAGGGAAUGUAUCUGUGAGCCUAGUGCCCCCUACAAAAAUAGUGGAAUUUGACUUGGCACAACAGACAGUGAUUGAUGCCAAAGAUUCGAAGUCCUUUAACUGUCGAAUCGAGUAUGAAAAGGUUGACAAGGCUACCAAGAACACACUCUGCAACUAUGACCCUUCAAAAACCUGUUAUCAGGAGCAGACCCAGAGCCACGUGUCAUGGCUCUGCUCCAAGCCCUUUAAAGUAAUCUGUAUUUACAUUUCCUUUUAUAGUACAGAUUAUAAACUAGUACAGAAGGUGUGUCCUGAUUACAACUACCACAGUGACACACCCUACUUCCCAUCAGGGUGAGGACCAACACGUCUCUGAGACUGAAGCCUGGGGAAUAAAAGAGGUCGUAUGACAGGGCUGUAACCUCAAGGAGGAAGGCCACAUCUAUUGCCUGGAAUGUGUCUACCUGCUGCUGCCGCUGUCAAAAGGCUGCAAAUAUGUUAGUGGAAAACAAUCUAAUGUAAUUCUUGCCCAGUCAGCUCCAUGUAUCAAUCUAGUUGUAAAUCACUAUGGAUUUGAAAUAAAACCAUACACAUACACAGAGACACACACUCUUUUCAGCUCACGUCUAUUGAGAUUCCUGUUAAGAGAGCUUUCAUUGUCUGAUAUCUAAGGUUUCAGGAUAACCUAUCAUCAAGCAAAAUGGAUUAACUAGACAGAGAAUGGUUUCUAACACAGACUGUUAUGGAAAUCUCUUUGAAAGUCCUUUGAGUACAUGCCAAUCAAUAAUCCCCACUCAUGCAUUCUACUGCUUGGAGUAGCUGUACUGGUAAAUACUACUGUAGGAGUAAAUACUUGUUGAAAUGGGAAAAAUGUGUGUCUAGAGUUCAGUAUUCCUUAUUAUAUGAUCACAGCAAAGCAUCGUGACUUUUUUUCCAGCAUACAGUAGGCACAUUCGAGGUGGUGUUAGGUGGCUCUUUUUCCGUGGAACGAGCCUGUUACUAGUAAAGAUGGGCAAACAUUUGGAAUUUACAUGUGGGCAGACAUUCUGGUUUCAUGUUUCUCUGACUCUUUAAGCUCUGAUUCUUUAAACCUGAUUGAGUUUAGGCCAGCUAAGCUACUAAAAAACUCUCCAACUGAUCUCUAAGAAGGACAAUGCCUGGCGGAGAACAUGUAAGUUAUAAGUGGCUGUCUUAUCUUUAUUACAAAAUAUUGUAACAAAUUCAAUAUCCUAGUCUUCAUUUGUAUGAAUGGUUUGUAUUGUACAUAAUUUAACCGGUGUUAUUUGAGCUGCUUAUUAAUAUUAACUUGUAAUUGUCUCUCUGCUUGUUAUUGGUUAAAAACAAUCCAGGAAAUGAGGAAUCCAUUUUAUCAAUGUAGCUGUAAACUCCAUUAAAAGACAGAACUAUGUACAAAGCAUUUAUUCAGCUAAAGUAUUGUUGAGAGCUAUACAUAUACAACAUUACAGUCUGUCUGUAUUUAGAUAUUUUAUUUCCAGAGAAAAAAAAUGAACUGUACAUAAAAAUAAAAAAUCUUAAAGUUGAGUUUCAAUAUGUACUGUGUAGAUAGUAGUUUAAAUGGUUCUGACAAGUGGAUAACACUCCAAGUCUGACAUGGUUUUCAAUCUUGUCUCUUUGCAUAUGUGUAUAUAUAUAUACAUAUAUUUAUAAAUCUCUGUGUGUGCAUGUUUGUGCGUGUAUAUUUACGUGUGUGUGUGUGUGUGCGCACAAAUACAUAUAGACAUAUAUGUAGAGUAUAUAAAAACUUCUCGGGCCCUAUUCCUAGCAAGCAGAAUUCAUUACUGAAGGGUCUUGCUAACUUGAAAGGAUGCCUCCACUUGGAUAAGAAACUACAGGAGCAGGGCUUUCUUUAAAACGAUUCAUUAUCAUUUAGAAGUGGGGAAACAUGGAGCCACUCUCUGUGUACACAGGCCUGCCUUUGCCUUAAUUCUAGCCUCCUCUGAGGCACUGAUCUCUCUUUAUGGAAUGAAGAGAUCCCUUUUUAUGGUACGAGGGAAUUUUCUUCCUAUAAACAAAAAGCUCAUAGCUUUUAUAUUUUUUUUUAUGUAUAGUGGCACACUUCACCCCCAGCUUCAAGAUAACCAGCAACUAUAACAAGUCCAUGCCUAAAAGAAGGCUGCCCAAAGAAGAACUCAGUAUUUCAUCUCAUAUCUUUCAGAAUUAUCAUUCCUAGCAAUGCUUCCCCCCUUCCCCCCUCACCCCCAGGUUCUGUGGUCUCAUGUCAAAGCUGUAAACACAGAUAUGGUUCAGCUUCCAAAUAUGCACAGCAUCAUGAACAGCUUCUCCAAAGUCCCAGUAAACACUUCACUAAUGUUUCAAGAAAUUAGAAGUUUGAAACAACUUCCAGUUGUGGACCUCUCUUGCUGAAAUAUGCAGAACAUAAAUGAGAAUGAAACAAAGCCAAUGGAUAGCUUUAUUGAUCAGCGAAUAUUUUCCCAUUGAUGUACGAGUAGGAGAGGAGACUUCCAUAUUAUUAUUACUUUGGGUCCUUUGAACAGAUAUGCUUGUGGGAAUUUCUUCAUUUUAUAUGACAUUUCCAAGGACAACCUCGUGACCCUGGACCCUGCGUAGAUUUGGAGAAAGAAAUGGUCCAAGCCAUACAGUCCAGAUUCUGAUCUCAUUCAGGAAUAUGCAGAGAUAAAAUAAUUUUUUUUCUUUGACAGGAAUUGUGAUUAUACUGGUAGUGUUUCCUCAUUUGUGCUCUAUGGAAAGUAACUGUUCUGAAUAUAUACCAUAAAGUAAUUUGUGCUAUGACCAAGAAUAAAAUCUUGGCUCUGUUAAACUUAAUGGGAAUUUUGCUAUUGAGUUCAAUACAAAUUUCCAUUUAAUAGUAGGUAGAAUUCCAGUGUUAAAUAUGAUUAGAAAUAUUAGCAAUCCGUAUUAUGGGUGAGCAUUACACACUUUGUGUUCUCAUUUACAUUUCUGAAAAAUGGAUGUUAAAUGCUAUUACUGUUACAGUUCCGUUAUUUCCUUUCAUUUUUAAAACUUCCCAUAAACAUAUGAAAUAUAUACAUUCUGUUCAUAUAUAAUAUACUUAUCAACUUUUCAAGUAACAUCAAUAAGAAAAAGAAUUAUUCAUCAUGCAAUGUUUUGAUCCUUUUAAUUGUGGUAGUUAGUACUUUGCCUCUGUCACAGUUAGUCAUAUUAUUUUUUUGUCUUAAGCCAUUGAAGAACUUGCUAUUCUUCAUAAACGUUUUGAGUUUGAACUUGGAAGAGUUCUUUUGGUGAUCUGGUUGUGAAACAGUGAUCUAAUAUCAAAAUAUAUAAUGUGUUACUUAGGUGUGAGUUCAUUGCAUUUCAUUUAAUCUUUGGGGAAAUAUUUUGUGUUUGCUAACUUUGUUAAAAAAUGUUUUUGGUUCACCCAUUUGAAAAAGGAAUAUAAUGAACACGAGCAUAUGAACUCAGUUAAACAAUGUACGGAUGGGUAUCUAGGUCUUGCAUAUGAACAAUGCCUUAACGGAGUGCGAGGCCAGGCAAAUGUUGCCUCACUAUAACACACUAAUUCUAGAUGUAAUAAAGAUGUAUAUCUCUAAAGGUGUAUUUUUAGUAUUAAAGAAGGUUGAGUUAUUUAUUUGUAAGAAAUGAAGAGACUGGUUUUGUUCACUUUUUUUUUUUAAAUUUAAACAUCUAAAGCAUGCUUUGUGUCACAAAUAGGGAUAUUUUAAUGAAACCAAUUAUUGCUGGUGCAAAACUGCAUGGAUCAUGCACUUGAGCAAAUAUCAAUGUAUUAAACUUGCCUUGGGUGGAUCAGUGAUAGAACUUAAGUGUCAGCUUCUGUGCUUUUGAAAAGAGGAAUCCAGGAUAUAGGAAACAGGUGGUUUUACGUCACAAAAAUCACUAUCAGAGUUCUAAACAGUGAUGGAAAGCUGCAAGAUUUUCACUUGUUAGUUUUGUCAAAAUACUUCAGCAUGGGACAGAAAAUAUACUUUCUUCCCACCUUAUGAAGUCACUCGUAAAGUUUUAGCCCUUUCUCCCGUUGUCCGAGGUUUGCGUGGGUAGUAAGCAAACUAAUAAAUUAAUGUUUACAAACCCCUGGUCUUUCAAAGUUUCCCUUACUUAAAAAAUACGAUGUCAGAAAUUGUUGAAAUUUAUUGUACUUAUUUACAAUGAACUAAGAAACAUUCAAACUUCAUUUAUAGGAGAGCAGAAUGGAAGUCUUGUAGUGUUCUGGUGCAUAUUAGCCUAGAGAUUUAAGUAAUACUACUCAAAGGAUUUAGUCACAGAGCAGUUUUACUGUGAUUAAAUCAUUACAUACAUAUGCAUUCUCUGACUCCUAUAAUGUAACUUGGAAUCCUGAAGGAAUACCAUAAACUACUCUGAAAAUUAUGUGUUAGAGAAUUGUGGAGAAAAACAGGGAUUACAAAAUAUCUGCUACUUUUGCAGCAAAACCAAUCUAAAGCUUAGGCAUCUGAUCUAAAGAAUUAUUCUUCACCAGAAGACAAUGAACUGCAUUCUUGGCAUUGUAUUGGUCCUUCAUGUCCUUCUGUGGCAGAGAUGGUCAAAUUAUAUCCGACUGCAUUUAGAAAUGGAAAAGAACCUUAUUUCUGGUGAUCUGUACCUAACUGUGUAUCUAACAGUGCAAGAGACCUCAAAUAGCUGCAUCAAAGAUCUGUUCUAGGAGCCACAUGAUACAGAAAUGUAUACAAUACCUAUUCAGAAAUACUUUUGAUGCCAAGAAUUCCCAAUUUUUCAAACCAGUGUACCACAGAGUUCUUGUAUAUUAUGUAUUUAUAAAUUGCAGCCAUAUUGUGUAUAAAAUUAGAUUUCUUUUAAAAAUAUGCACAGUUCAUAAAAAAUUUCCAAUACUCGGAUAUACAUCAAUCAAAUACAAACAUUCCUGACCCUUUGCAAAACUUUUGAUUCCACAGUCUGGAAUCCAUGAGAAGUAAACCAGCUGAUUCAUUUUGUGCAUGAAUUAAAAGAUUGAAACCUCGAUUGUCAUUUAUGCUAAAGUUCUUUGAUGAGUUACCCUGUUACGGCUUUAAUGUAUGAGUAUGAAUACUAUUUCC
Molecule: messenger RNA, 6618 nt
Organism: Chroicocephalus ridibundus (black-headed gull)
Lineage: Eukaryota; Metazoa; Chordata; Aves; Charadriiformes; Laridae
Gene: NXPH1
Product: neurexophilin 1
Exons: 3
Coding region: 1134-1949 (271 amino acids)
Molecular function (GO): signaling receptor binding
Source: RefSeq, a predicted model, not a curated record